UCGUCUCUUCCUGUUCACACCCAGCUACGCGUAUCUCAGUGACUCUUUCAAACAAUCAAACAAAAAUCGAUUCCCAACUGACCUGAAAUUUUUUCAUCCGAAUCCCUUUUCGCAAAAUUUGAUUCCAAAAUAAAGAAAUGGAAAAACUUGAUUUGUCGAAGCUAAAACUGGCAUCGUCUUCAUUGGGGGAGCGGAUAAAGACGAGCGGUGCUCAGAUGGGCCGCACGAUCAGCACGAAGAUGAAGGAAAUUCUCCAGAGUCCUACGCCGGAAUCGAAAAUAGUCGAUGAGGCCACGGCGGAGUCCAUGGAGGAGCCUAACUGGAGUUUGAACCUCCGCAUUUGCUCUAUGGUCAAUAAGGAGGAAUUGAAUGGGACGGAAAUCGUUAAGGCUAUUAAGAAGAAAUUGGUGGCCGGGAAAAGUCCGGUCAGUCAGAUGUUGAGUUUGGACUUGCUGGAGACUUGCACGUCGAAUUGUGAAAAGAUGUUCUCCGAGGUAGCGUCGGAGAAGGUUCUGGAUGAUAUGUUGAGAUUGAUUGAUGAUCCGAAGGCGGAACAGGGGAAUAAGGUUAAGGCGAUGCAGCUGAUCCGGGCCUGGGGCGAGUCUGAGGAUCUCAUGUACUUGCCUGUUUUUCAUCAGACUUAUUUGAACUUGAAGACAAGAGGGACACCUCCAGUAACACAAGAUGGAAAUGCACCUCCCACGCAGUAUAGCCUGGAGUCAUAUCUUGAUCGCCAGCCCCGUUCGCCUCCUGGAAGUUAUCCUAUUCCCAACACUAGUUUGCAAAAUGUUCCAGAUGCUGCAUUCAUUAGUUAUAGCAUCCAAUCUGUUGAAGAGAAGAAGGAGUUUCUUGAAAUAACUCGAAAUACUCUCGACAUUUUGUCCAGCAUAUUGAAUUCUGAAGUUGUAUCCGAAUCUCUCAAGGAUGAUCUGACUGUGAGCAUGUUGGAGAAAUGCAGACAUUCACUGCCGGUUCUUCAGGGAAUUAUCGAAAGCACGUCUGACGAUGAUCUGAUGCUUUUUGAGGCUCUAAACCUCAACGAUGAGAUUCAAAAAGUAAUUUCCAAAUAUGAGGAAAUGGUAGCUUCCUUAGAACCAGAACAGCCUAACUCGGAUGCUAGAGAAGAACUGCCUAUUCACUCUGAUGACAAUGCAAGAGAACUACCUUAUCACGCUGAUGCCAAAGGAGCAACUUUAGCUCUGCAGAAUGAAAGUCAACGCGAAACCGAAAGUCUGAAUUCAUUGGAAGUAGGGAUCUCUGGAUCCCGGAGUGAGACGAAUAAUAAGAGUGCUCAAGCACAAAAAGCUAUUCCAGAGUGAGAGGAAUAAUACGAGUUCUCGAGCACCAAAGAGUGAUAAUAAAAGUGGCAAAUAUAGUGGACUUACCUUUGGUGGUAGAUCGAGAUCUGGUUUGAGUUGCCUGUUUAUUCUGUUACUGUCUCUAAAUUUAUGGUGCACGUCUUUCGUGAGAAAUUCGAAAUUCUCACCGUGACUAGUUAGCUAGGUUGUUACUGUUUAAUGCACAAGGACUCCAGACGAUUGUUUGUAUGAUUUUAUAUUAGCAUUUGCAUUGGCUUGUUACGGUAUAUUCGAUUGCA
Molecule: messenger RNA, 1597 nt
Organism: Olea europaea var. sylvestris
Lineage: Eukaryota; Viridiplantae; Streptophyta; Magnoliopsida; Lamiales; Oleaceae
Product: TOM1-like protein 2
Exons: 3
Coding region: 138-1319 (393 amino acids)
Biological process (GO): protein transport to vacuole involved in ubiquitin-dependent protein catabolic process via the multivesicular body sorting pathway
Molecular function (GO): ubiquitin binding; phosphatidylinositol binding
Source: RefSeq, a predicted model, not a curated record